AUGCGUACUCCUAAACGCCCCGACGACCCUAAUUCUGCCAAGGGCUCAGGGCCAAGGCGGGGUCCAAUUUGUCCCUCCCCCCGAAGGAAACCUGAGCCAAUUGAGCGGAUCGUCUGUCUCGAUAAUCGUCUAAACAUAUGGGCAUGGCCGUCGCGCGGCGGCAUUAUUGUGCUUGAACAUGUGAACGGACUCGAUUUUGAGUUCCUCGGGCUUGACCCUGUGGACCCGCCUAUGCAGCGUAAUCCGGACCAGGAUGCCGAGGACGCGUUUUGCCAGCGACUACUGCUUCUCGGCGCUAAGUGGUUUGAUAGCAGCCAAAGGCACGGAUUUGUAGCUGGCGUGGCUGAUGAUGAUGAUCUGGCUAUCUGUGCCCUUGAGGCUGGCCAGCAACCACCGCUCUCCCUCAGGGAACGGAGGUGGGUGAGUGUAGCUUAUCCAGAGCCGGCGGGACCGGAGGGGGGCUUUUGGGUGGCUGAGUUUGACACGCCUACGUACGGCAAUGACGAGAGGCACAACUUGGUGCCUGCGGAGGCAUCACUGGUACAUUUAGCUAGAACUAUGGCUGAGAAGUGUGAAAUCCUUAAAAGGAUUGGUGCCCGGUAUUAUACCAGCUUGGACGUGUAUGAUGGCGCGGCGUCUUUGAAUGCGUGGAAGGAGAAGACUGUCGGGGAGUUUGGGCCUCUAGUCCAGACGACUUAUAGGCAGCCAGAGUACCAUAAGCGUCAACAACCUGUAAGUCAUGUGAAUGACUAUUGUGACGAGGUGUAG
Molecule: messenger RNA, 768 nt
Organism: Diaporthe amygdali
Lineage: Eukaryota; Fungi; Ascomycota; Sordariomycetes; Diaporthales; Diaporthaceae
Exons: 1
Coding region: 1-768 (255 amino acids)
Source: RefSeq, a predicted model, not a curated record